AUGUCCUUCAAUGAUACGCAGUUCAACAGCACAUUCAAUGAGAACGAUGCUGGGAAUGUUGAAACAAAAGCCGUAUCCUUCUACACCCCUCUGAUCUAUGUGUCCAUAUUGAUUAUAUCACUUAUUGUAUUUGCUUCGCAGUAUAGGAAGAAAACUGUUCAAGAGCUAAGUGAGCUACCCUCAAUGUUUGAUGAAUCUGUGGCUAGAGACCUUUUUUUUGAGCUUAAACAGAUGAAUGAAUUGGGGGAAGCCAAAGUGCACGAAAAAGUGCUGAAGGCUGCCCUUCUUAACCGCGGUGCCGAGGCCAUUAGAAGAACUCUGAAAUUAAAGGAAUCUGAACCUCAAAUAACCAUGCUGUACAAAAAUGGAUGCGUUGGUGAAGAAUAUUGGAAGCGGUACCAGAACGAGGUAAAGCUAGUUGAUUUGGAAUUCAAGGAAGCGAUUCAAGAAGCAGAACAGAUGCAGCCUGGCUGGCCUCAGCUGUUCGUGGCUGUUAGCAAAGAAAUAUGCUUUAAUCAAGCUUUGAAGAGACGCUUUCAAGCAAUUUUGCUUCGCAAGGAAGUGUAUUCGGAACAAUGGCAGCUCAAGUUUGACAGCGUCGGAAAAUUGAUUGAGUAG
Molecule: messenger RNA, 618 nt
Organism: Lachancea nothofagi CBS 11611
Lineage: Eukaryota; Fungi; Ascomycota; Saccharomycetes; Saccharomycetales; Saccharomycetaceae
Source: the annotation of a GenBank genome assembly